This is a messenger RNA of Suricata suricatta (meerkat), 998 nucleotides long. RefSeq names its product carbonyl reductase [NADPH] 2-like. Gene Ontology annotation, biological process: glucose metabolic process; xylulose metabolic process. The record is from RefSeq and is a predicted model, not a curated record. Gene Ontology annotation, molecular function: L-xylulose reductase (NADPH) activity; carbonyl reductase (NADPH) activity. The coding region runs from base 1 to 765 and encodes 254 amino acids. NCBI's taxonomy places the organism in Eukaryota, Metazoa, Chordata, Mammalia, Carnivora, Herpestidae. The transcript is spliced from 8 exons.
AUGCAACUGAAUUUCAGGGGCCUGCAGGCCCUGGUGACGGGGGCAGGGAAAGGGCAGCUGCCCACCCGGUGCACCCCUGCAGGGAUCGGGAGGGACACUGUGAAGGCCCUGCAUGCCCUGGGAGCCAGAGUGGUAGCCGUGAGCCGCACCGACACUGACCUGGACAGCCUCUCCAAGGAGUGUCCCGGGAUAGAGACCGUGUGUGUGGACCUGGGUGACUGGGAUGCCACGCAGCGGGCGCUGGACAACGUGGGCGCCGUGGACCUGCUGGUGAACAACGCCGCCGUGGCACUGCCGCAGCCCUUCCUGGAGGUCACCAAGGAGGUCUUCGACAGGAGCUUCAACGUGAACCUGCGCUCGGUGGUGCAGAUAUCCCAGAUCGUGGCCCGGGGGAUGAUCCACCGUGGAGUGCCUGGCUCCAUUGUCCAUGUCUCCAGCAUGGUGGCCCAUGUCACUAUACCCAACCUAGCUGUCUACAGCUCCACCAAGAGCGCAAUGACCGCACUCACCAGAGUCAUGGCGGCAGAGCUGGGACAAUAUAAGAUUCGGGUAAACUCCGUGAACCCCACGGUGGUGCUGACGUCCAUGGGCCAGAAAGUCCUGAUGGACCCCGAGAUCGCCCGGAAACUGAAGGAGAGGCACCCCCUGAAGAAAUUUGCAGAGACGGAGGACGUGGUCAACAGCAUCCUCUUCCUGCUCAGCGAUCGCAGCGCCUCCACCAGCGGCUCGGCCAUCCUCGUGGACGCCGGGUACCUGGUCUCCUAGAGCGCUUGGUCCCGCAGGCCCGCCCCCCCGCUCGGGCCCCGCCCACUGCCCGGCUCGCCCCAUCCCUCCCGCCGCCCGGCCACGCCUUCACCGCCGAGCCCCACGCACGCCCAUCUCCCACCCAGAUUCUGCCUCGGGGCUCACUCCGCAUCCACACCCGCGCCGCCCACACCCACUGUGUCCUCCGCCGUGCCGGUUGGGUUUCUCUAAAUAAAUGGAGGCCAUUUCUGGAA